Messenger RNA from Argiope bruennichi, 2191 nucleotides. RefSeq lists its product as uncharacterized. Lineage: Eukaryota; Metazoa; Arthropoda; Arachnida; Araneae; Araneidae. The transcript is spliced from 2 exons. The coding region runs from base 302 to 1807 and encodes 501 amino acids. The record is from RefSeq and is a predicted model, not a curated record.
CAACGAGCGAAAAAGAGAGAAAUGAAAAAGGACUUUCUCUAAUAUCGAUUAUGAAUACGGAUCCAUCAGUGAUAGAGGUAUUGUGGCAGAUAGGUACAACAGAUGGACCUGUUUUCAAAUGCCCUUGGACAUCAAGCAUGUAUUACAGUAUAACCAACUUCCAUCAGUGAAUUCUAUUUUCAAGACAUAAAAAGUGAGCGUCAUCUGUAAGGAAAACAAUAAACGUAGGAGAACAUAAAAUAUUGUGUAUGCGAUUUUAAAGAACCAUCUGUCGGUAAGUGAAAAGACAAUUUUACAAUCGAUGGCAAUGGACAGAUACUUGUACCCGAAGACAUUAGAGGAUCUUGCUCUCAGAAGGGCGGCGGUUAUUCUGUGUAGUUGCCCUAACAUGUAUAUGUUUGCUGCAAGAAUGAAGGAUGCUACUAAAGAAGAAUUUGAGCCAGAAAUAGAUAAAAUCUCGAGAAAUAUUGUAGCUAAUUUUUCGUUGCCUCUAUUGCUGGUGCAGGAUUUGCUUGGAGCAAUGAAAGCUGUUUCUAGGGAAAUAAUAAAAUGGGUGAAGUUUCAUGAAAAUUUUUUAGAGCAAUAUGAUGGAGUUUUGUCUAGACUAGAGAACCUAGAGCAUAUAUGUUGGACAUGCUUCGGGACUGUGGACUACGAGAAAACGGCCCAAGUACUGAUCCGCCGCAGGAAGUUAAGGGCCAGUCAGUGCUUCAAAUUAGCCUGCCUCUAUUGUUUGUUUCAAGAUAUAAAGGAACUUUGGAAGGAAUUACCCUAUUCGUAUAAAGUUGGUUUUUUAAAGGAUGACCCUACGCAGAUUACACAACCUAAAAUAGUUGUUUUUUUUACUUGUUUAUUAAGAAACAAAGUAUAUCAGAUGGGAUUAUUUCUUCCACAAGGGCAAAGAGAUAUAUCUUCCAUUAUUGAAUAUAUGUUUGAAUAUGUCGCACUACAAGGUUAUAGAACUGCAACUCAGUAUUUUUUUCUAAAGUUAAACGUCUUGGACAGAUUACACAUAAUAACAAGGGUAGCUGUACGUGUAGCAAAAAUGCGUUCUUUUGAUCGAAGUUGUUUCUAUUUGCACGAGUACCAAAAAUAUAGCGACGUUUUGCGCUUUUUGAUGAGCCAUAUGCUGAUAAGUGAAAAACGAGAAUUGUGUCGUAGUGCGCCUUUUGAAACCCUUAAGUGUCUUCUGGAUUGGCCCUGGCAAUCUGAAUUCUUCAGAUACGCAAAAUAUAUAUUGCGAAUAUGUCUUCUCACAAAUGAAAAGUACAGCCGGUUGCUUUUCAUUUUGGCCCACAACAGUUCUUCAGGAUUCAACUAUCCGAGAAUGUUUCGGAUAUUUUUUCUCAUGAGUCCGAAGAAAUAUAAAAAUUAUACGUUGACACAUUACUCGAAUUUCUUGCGAGAAUUCAUAAAGAUCAACGAUGUUGUGACCGUGAAAUUCAUUUUCAGGCAUUUGAAUGUGAAACAGAAAGUGAAACUUCUGGUCAACCAAAGUAUGGGGCGUAACUUUAUACCUGCUCUAGUAACUGCAGGCAAGUGGGAUUUCCUAAGACUCUUCAUCCGUGAAUCCCAGUUAGCCAAUGAAAGCAAAGAGAGUCUCGUGGCAUAUUUUCAAUUGCGGUUUCCUGAGGACUGUAAAAGCGAAUGGUUCCAAAAGUUUGUGCAAGAAAUCCGUGCAGAUCAAAGCGGAGCAAAGUACGAUCGAUGGGCCUCCGAUUGUAAAAGAGUAUUUCGACGUGCGGUGAGAAAACGCCGCAAUGAAGAUCACACCGAACAGCCUAAGAAAUUACUUAGAGUAAAUUAAGUUCAAGAACGAAGAACGUGCGUGGCCGAAAGGAAAACUAAUAUCGAUUUUAACUUUAAUUUAUACACGGGGAUAAGUCGUACUUUAUGGGAUUUCUUUGAAAGUUUUCGGAUUAGGAGAGAGAAUUUUAGGUACCUUUGAAGCUAUGCUGUAAACGUUUGGGUUUUUAUCCUAGAAAGGGAAAUUUUCACACGAGUGUUCCCUACCUUAUGGGGGAAAUGCAAGCAAUCUGGACAACGACAUACCCGAAUGAGUGUGUAAACAGAAUUGAUUUGAAUUGAUUAUCUUUAUUUUUAAACACUAAAUCCGUGACCUCCUGUGUUUUUGAAAUGAUUGUGAAGUUGAAGUAAAACAAUAAAAAGCAAGAAAGGACUGAUUUUCUAG